Molecule: messenger RNA, 1955 nt
Organism: Toxotes jaculatrix (banded archerfish)
Lineage: Eukaryota; Metazoa; Chordata; Actinopteri; Toxotidae
Exons: 8
Coding region: 201-1550 (449 amino acids)
Molecular function (GO): NAD+ binding
Source: RefSeq, a predicted model, not a curated record
GUGACAGGUCUGUCCUCUAAAAAUCACACUUCGGGCUGCACGCAGAUAAAGAGCCUGGAUUUUUUUUUCCAGAAGAAGGAAACGCAUUUGCUGCGGAUGAACCAGCUGUUGUUAACCUGACCGCAGCGGCCGGUGGACCAGGAGCUUCAGCGAGUUCAGCGUUAAAGAAGCUCAGCGAGUUUGCAAAGACAGGUGUUGGAAUGAACAGGUCCAGGUCCAGCUGGGAUAAAAAAGCCCCACAACCUCCAGUCACCAGAAUAACCCGCAGCUCUAGUUCGCAGGCCAGGCACACCGAUCCCACAGGGUCUCAGGACUCUGGGCCAGGCCCCUAUGGAAAACAACGAAAGAAGCAGGCGGACUCGGCUCUGGCUGUGGACCUCAGCCACAUGAGUGUGAGCGGACAGGAAGUUUUGCCCACUAGUAAAGGAAAGACGUCCAAAUGUAACAGCGACCACGUGAAGGAUGGUCAGUCCUCUGGGUCCGGAUCUGCUCAGGGCAGCCCAUCUGUCUCCGCUGCCAAGCCAUCAUCCCGGGGUGGUCUUGCCUCUGUGGCUCGGCUGCUGAAGCUCGGCCGCUGUAAGAAUGUGGUGGUGGUGGCCGGAGCAGGAAUCAGCACAGCCAGCGGCAUCCCAGACUUCAGAACUCCAGGCACAGGUCUUUACGCCAACUUGGAGAAGUACAACAUCCCUUAUCCAGAAGCCAUUUUCAACACUGACUACUUCUCCAAUGACCCGCAGCCUUUCUUCUCCCUGGCCAAAGCUCUGUAUCCUGGCAGCCACCGACCCAACUACAUACACUACUUCAUUCGCAUGCUACAUCACAAAGGCCUGCUGCUCAGAAUGUACACACAGAACAUUGACGGACUGGAGAAGCUAUGUGGCAUCCCGGAUGACAAACUUGUGGAGGCUCACGGUACGUUUGCCACAGCUUCCUGUCACUUGUGCUACACCUCGUACCCUGCUGAGGAGGCUAAGCGUGCUAUAAUGAAUGACAGCGUUCCCAUAUGCACGUUCUGCGCUGCUACAGUAAAACCUGAUGUUGUGUUUUUUGGAGAGGACCUUCCUCAGAAGUAUUUCCUCCACACGAAAGACUUCCCCAAAGCAGACCUGCUAAUCAUUAUGGGCACGUCUUUACAGAUUGAGCCAUUUGCCAGCCUGGUGAACACUGUGCGCUCCACUGUGCCACGUCUCCUCCUGAACCGACACGCUGUGGGUCCCUUUGAGAAGGUCCCACCGCGGAGAGGAGACCACAUGGAGCUGGGCGAUCUGGAGGACACAGUCCGAAAGUUUGCUGAAAUGCUCGGCUGGAACGACGAGAUCGAAGAGCUGAUGAGGAGUCAGGAAACAGCAAGCAUCACUGCUCUGAUAAACCGCGCUCCAUCAAUGAGUGGACAGACACUUGGCCAAGGCAGAGGUACGUCAGAGCCACCGGGUAGGGUGGAAACAUCCAGAUCCAGACCAGGAGGUCAAAGAGCAACCAGCAGUGGCAGUGAGGAGACAGACUCAGAGACGGACAGCAAGAGCUCUGCAUCGUCCAACCUGAGCAACUGACGCCAAGUUUAAAAAAACAAGACGACACUGGAAAGGUUUGAGACAGGUUCCUCUCUCCUUAGUUCAUACAAAGACUGUUCUCCUGUACACACAUUUGAUUUCUAGCCAGUUUAGUUAAAUAAUCUUACCUCAUCUGGGAAUCUGAGUUUAAGUCUGUAAGUCUGUUUAAGUUUGAAGUUCAUGCUAUGUUCAUAUGUACAAAUCAAAAGGUUUAUCAACUUCAACAACCAUAUUUAAAGCACUUAUUAUGGAGUGGGUCCAUCCAGAACACUAGUACAUGUCUGAACCUUGUAACAAAAAUUUUAAUGUUUCUGCAAGUAUACAAUAGCAACAACAUGUUAAUGUUUUUAUGUCAGCACAACACUGUAUUUUAAACAGUAUUUAAUAAAGGUAUUGUGUAAUUUG